Molecule: messenger RNA, 2037 nt
Organism: Pelobates fuscus (common spadefoot toad)
Lineage: Eukaryota; Metazoa; Chordata; Amphibia; Anura; Pelobatidae
Gene: PDE12
Product: phosphodiesterase 12
Exons: 3
Coding region: 57-1820 (587 amino acids)
Biological process (GO): nuclear-transcribed mRNA catabolic process, deadenylation-dependent decay
Cellular component (GO): mitochondrion
Molecular function (GO): 3'-5'-RNA exonuclease activity
Source: RefSeq, a predicted model, not a curated record
CGGCGGCCGGUGUCAGUGAGUCUGUCUGCGGCCGGUGCUAUCGGUCGGUCCCGGUGAUGCUGAGCGGGGCGGUUCGGUGGCUGUGCCGGUCGGGCAGUAUGGAUCGGGCCGUGGUUCGGGUUCUGCCCUCGGAGCCCAGGCUCACCAUCUCGCUGGUUCUGUCCGGGACUCUCCGCCAGCUGCAGCGGGACCCCGCGGAGCCCCUGGGCCGGUCCCUCUCCCGGAUCGCGGCCAGCGCCGCCAAGGGCCCCAGCAAGAAGCGGAAGGGGCGGGCGGCGGAGCCGGUGGCGGGGCCCCGGGUGCGGCUGUGGUUCGGCGGGGAGCCGGUGUCGGAGGACGAGCUGAGCGGCUCCGCCUGGCGGGAUGGGGCGGUGCUGGAGGUCGGGGAGAGCCGGUACCGGGUGGAGAGGAACCCGCCGGCCUGCACCGAGCUCCGCCUGCCCGGGCACAUCAUGGCCGGCUUCCCCGUCUGCCCCCGGCUGGAGCUCGACUUCUCCCGGCCCGAGCUCUGCCGCUUCACCUGGUACCGGGCCGCGCUGCCCGCCGCGGGCUGUCCCGAGAGCGAGGCCGGCCGGGGGGGCGCGGGAGCCGGGGAGCAGCGGAAGGAGAGCCCGGGGGAGGCCCAGGCCGGGGACUGUCCUGCCGGGGAGGCCGGCGCGGAGUGGGAGGAGGCCGGGGAGCAGCUGGUGUACACCCCGGGGGUGUCGGAGGUCGGCUGCCGGCUGAAGCUGCGGGUGACCCCGGGUGACGGCGCUCGGUUCGGGCCGGCCCGGGAGGUGGAGGCCCCCGGCCCGGUGGCUGCCGGUCCCGGCCGCUGUGUGUUCGAGGAGCGGCAGUUGUACACCGGCCGGCUCAGCGCGGAGCCCGUCACCCGCACCGUGAGCUACAACGUGCUGGCCGCAGUGUACGCCGAGAGCGAGCACGCCCGCACCGCGCUAUUCCCCUACUGCGCCCCGUACGCCCUCCAGCGGGACUACCGGCUCUGCCUGCUCCAGCGGGAGCUCACCGGCUACCGGGCCGACCUGCUCUGCCUGCAGGAGGUGGACCGGGACGGCUUCACGGACAGCCUGCGGCCCGCCAUGGACGCCUUCGGGCUGAGCGGAGUCUACAAGGGGAAGGACCGGCAGCUGGAGGGGCUGGCCACCUUCUACCGCCGGAGCCGCUUCACCCUGCUCAGCCAGCACGACAUCCAGCUCGGAGCCGCCCUGCAGGGGGAGCCGCUACACCGGGACAUCAUGGAGAAACUGGAGCGGUACCCGGGGGCCAGGGACAGGGUGCUGAACCGCUCCUCAGCCCUGCAGGUUUCAGUGCUCCAGUCAACCUCUGAUCCAUCACGAAAAAUAUGUGUUGCAAACACACAUUUAUAUUUUCAUCCAAAAGGAGGCAACAUACGUUUAGUUCAAAUAGGAGUAGCCCUUACCCACAUUAGACACAUAGCAUAUGAACUGUACCCUGGCAUUCCAGUCAUCUUCUGCGGGGAUUUUAAUAGCACACCUUCCACCGGAAUGUACAGCUUUAUUACAAAUGGGACCAUCUCUGAGGACCACGAAGAUUGGACCUCCAACGGCGAGGAUGAACGGUGUAAUAUGUCUUUCACUCACCCCUUCAAAUUGAAAAGUGCUUGUGGGGAACCUGCGUACACCAAUUAUGUAGGAGGAUUCCAUGGAUGCUUAGACUAUAUAUUUAUUGAUUCAGAGCGGAUUGAAGUAGAACAAAUAAUUCCAUUACCAAGUCACGAAGAAGUGACCAGUCACCAAGCUUUACCCAGCGUUUCACAUCCCUCAGAUCAUAUAGCACUUAUAUGUGACCUGAAGUGGUAGUCGAUACACACGGGCAUUUCCUUCAAUUUAUAGAUUACUCAAAAAUUGUGAGAUGAGGAAAUCAAACUUGCAGUACAAACUUUACAAACAUUCUCCUGAAAUGUGUGCAGCUACACAAAAGUAAGGCACACAACAUUGCUUUUCAAAGCUAUCCCUUUAAAUAAAUGAAUUUUAUGCAACAGAUGUCUUGAUGUGAUUAAAAUAUAGUAUUACAAAA